Molecule: messenger RNA, 3223 nt
Organism: Silurus meridionalis
Lineage: Eukaryota; Metazoa; Chordata; Actinopteri; Siluriformes; Siluridae
Gene: slc39a4
Product: solute carrier family 39 member 4
Exons: 12
Coding region: 191-2170 (659 amino acids)
Biological process (GO): intracellular zinc ion homeostasis; zinc ion import across plasma membrane
Cellular component (GO): membrane
Molecular function (GO): zinc ion transmembrane transporter activity
Source: RefSeq, a predicted model, not a curated record
CAGGUGUGAGCUGAACGGGCGCGAGAAGCCUGUACCUGAGUAGGGCUUCACCUGUAAAUGCACGAGUCGGGAUUCAGAGAGGGGACAGUGCUCCGGUCACCUCCAGCCACCUGCCCCACAUCUCUACCACCUGACUCUGGGAGAACGCUAAACCAAAAUCAUACUAAUAAUACAACCAAAGCGAGCAGCCAUGUUAAGCGUGAAGGUUAUGAUGUUGAUACUUUGUCUCGGGGUUUCUCGAGGCUCUCCGGAGGACGUGUACCUCAGCGUGGUUGACUUGCUGUCUCCUGGGGAAGAGUACCUGCGUGAACCCGCGCUUCACUCCUUUUUCAAGCUUCUGGAGAACCGUGUGCAGUGCGCCGGUGUGUCGUGUGAAAAGUGCCUUUCGGUGGAGAGUGUGGGGCAGCUGCUGAGUAACUACUCCAGCUCCAGUGGUGUGCAGGAGGAGGAUUUCUUCAAGUUAGCUGCUGGAUGCUCUCUGCUGCUCAGCUCCCCGUCAGACACCUGCCUGGCUAUCACAGAGGGACGCUGGGACCAGGAGACCAGACGCUUUAUCCACAUGCUGUUGAACCACAGCAAGCACGGCCUGGGAGAUCUCUUACAUGAUAUCCAAGAGCAUUAUGUCCCAGAACAUCACAAUGAGCACUGCAUCACUCUGACUGACAUCCUGAAAGAGAGCCAAGUGACUCUGCCUGAAGGAGUCCAUCAUCACGCUGACCCUCACUCUGACCUCCAAACUGUGUUCGGUGUUAUACUCUACCAUGUCUUACUGGGAGACUGCAUCACCUCUCACAGCCUUCCCACAGAGGACUUCUUCCUGGAUUACAUAUUCAACCACUUUGGCCAAGACAGCAGUGUUCAGGACCUCGACAGGUUGAUGAAAGCUCUGAACCUGGGAGAGAACAAGGCUAAUGACCAUGAGCAUGACCACAGUGCCGAGGCCCAUAAUGAAGACAUGAGACUCAUCCAACAUGAUGAAGAGGGCCUCAGGCAGAGUCGUGAUGAGCCUCGGGCCUCCAACAACAGCUGGGACACGAGGUGUUUCCGUGCCGAGGAGUUGUUGAAGAUUUACCAGAUGAACAGCUCAGGACUGGACAGAGAUCAGUUCACUCGCCUGAGCCCAGCUCUGAUCCAGCAGCUCCUUAGUAAUGCCUGUACGGAGACCAAACCCUCGACUAUAGUUCCUGACUCCCUCAGUAUCACCGAGCGAUAUGUGUAUGCUACCCUGGCCAACGCGGUGAUCUGUCUGAUGGCCAUGUUUGGGAUCGUGGUGCUGCUGUGUACAUCCUGCAGCAGCCUGUUCCAACUGUGUAUUCAGUUCUGCAUCAGUCUCGCCGUGGGCUCGCUGACGGGUGACGCGCUGCUCCACCUCCUUCCCAUGUUCUUGGGGAUACAUGUGCACAGCGAUGGAGAGAGUGAACCUGCACAUGACUCUACAUACAUCUUUAAACUGCUGGUGCUUUUGGGAGGGAUUUAUUACUUCUACCUGAUGGAGACUCUUUUCUCAAUCAUCACUCACAAAGACAAAAACUCUCACCAUCACCAUGGAGAGGAAGAAGAGGUGCACCACUGUGACCAUGGCAAAGUCCUACAGAUGUACCAGCAAGAGAAAAAGAGCAAACUCUCCACAUCACAAGCAGAUCUGGUAGAUGGGGAAAAACUGUCCUUUCCACAAGCAGAAGCAGCCCCUCGAACAAGAGAGCAGCGCCUGCUUCCAUAUAUGAUUACAAUCGGUGACAGCAUUCAUAACUUUGCAGACGGCCUGGCCAUCGGCGCCGCCUUUUCAGUGUCCUGGCGCUCGGGAUUGGCUACGUCUCUGGCCGUGCUCUGCCAUGAACUGCCUCAUGAGCUGGGCGAUUUUGCUGUGCUGCUGCACUGCGGCGUGUCGGUGAAGAGAGCUCUGCUGUUAAACGUGGGCAGCGCUCUGACCUCCUUUAUCGGUCUCUACAUUGCUCUCUCCAUCGCCACCGACUCAACAGCCAAAGAGUGGAUAGCAGCAGUCACGGCAGGCCUUUUCCUCUAUGUAGGACUCGCAGAUAUGCUUCCCACCAUGAUCCACGCUGACAGCAAGAGGCCAUGGCUGACAUUUGUGCUGCAGAACCUGGGCUUGCUUUCCGGCUGGGGCAUCCUACUGCUGCUCUCGUUUUAUGAAGAUAAGAUAGGCAUCUAGAGAAUUUUUUACAAAUUGACUUAAUUUAUUUCUUUUGUGUAGUAGUCCAGAUUUUUAGAGAAAAAAAAAAGAAUGUAAAGAGGGACAGAGACAUGAAGUGGGUUUCGUCGAAUGAACAACUGGGGACAUGAAUGGAAAAAUACCACAGAGUCCCAACUAAACAGUUUAAUGACACUAUGUGGCCAACUGUUUGUGGACACCUGACCAUAUGUGCUUGUUGAGCAGUACAUUCCAGAUUUACUCCCUUCUGAUAUUCUUCUAGAUUUUGGGGUGUGAGUGUGGGAAUUCAGCUUCAAGAGCAUUAGUGAGAUUAGACACUGAAGUUGGGGGAGGAGGAGGUCUGAGGUGCAGUCUUAUUCCACUUCAUCUCAUAGGUGUUUAGUGGUAAUUUCAUGUUGGAAAAGGCACCCUCAGUUCCAGUGAAGAGAAUUUAUAACGCCAUAGUUAAUCUAUAAUAUUUUGUUGCUUACAACUUUAUGUGAACAGUUUGGGGAAGAGGUGAGGUUUACGCUUAGCUAUACUUUGUGUUAAACACACACUGAUCGAGACUAUUUUAUUUACUUGAUCAAAACAUUGACAGUAAAUCAGGUCGAGUCAAGAUCAUGUCAAUGCAAAACUUCUAUGCAAAAUAUAUAAAGGUCUGCAGAUCUGCAUGUUAUGGAGAAGCUCUGAAAAUCAAUGCAGUUUCACUCUUUUAUAUUUGUGCUCAAUCAGUGUCCCAUUUUCUUUUGCUAACAAUCAUGAAACACUCAAACCAGUGACACACAAAGCAUUUCACACAGCAACAGAUACAGUACACACAUUAAGUGCUUACACAGGGCACAGACUGUAUACUGUUGGUUUACCCGAUUAAACGGCUAAGUUUAAGUAAGAGCAGAUGCAGAUUAUAGUUUCUGAAGUUUGUACAUUAUUAGUUUCUUUUUAUUUCUUUUCAUAAGCAUUUCUAAAUAUACUAAUUCCAAUGUCUAACUUUCUUUUAUUCUGUUUUGAAAUUAUGAACAUGUGUGUAAAAGCUCAGCAGCUUGGCAAAACUAAAUAAAUAAAUCAACACUG